GAAAUUGGAUUGUAUAUUACAAAAUAAAAUUAUAAUUCAGUUUAUGACUGUUUGACCUAAUCUGCUAGGAUACAUCGUGUGUAAUAUGUAUAAAUGCAAUUCUGCCCUCAUGAUUAACCGGUUCCACCGUCUGCAUUAAAAUUAAAUAAAUAUAUAAAUUUGUUAAAUAAAUAUAUAAACUUGUUUUUACUUUAUUGGGUUUUUACAUCGUGUAACUUCCCCGACCUUUCAUUUUCACACAAGGGAAGUAACUUCCAUUUAUCUUCUCCUCUAAGAUUAAUUUCACGGCAUCUCUCAGAACUCCGGGGAAAGUCGUCGACAAUCAUUCCGGUGUUGGUGAAGGGCGUCGGUAAUUGGUUCCGUAUAAGGCGGAUUGAAUCUCAAAAACUUCCAAAAGGUUUCUUCUUCGGAAACGUGAAGCUAGAGAAGCGUCGAGGAUUUGAAGUUCGAAAAGGCUCGCAAUGGAAGAGGUGGAACUGCCAAGCAGAUUGUUUGAGACUGGGUUUGAGCCAGUUGGAAGAAAGAGGGUUAAUAGUUACUUCAACCUUCGGUGGAUAGAGUUGAUCAAGCUUGCAUUAGAUGAGGAAGAUUUGGAGAUGUUGCAAGGAACACAGUUUGCUACAGUCCUUCGUAUGGGUGGUCAUACGUUCUCCGUCAUGUUUGCUCAUUAUUUUCUCUCGCUGCAGUUGGUAACUUUGAAGGAGUUUGAGUUAUGGUGGACGUUUGCCGGAAAGCCGAUACGAUAUGCCAUAGAAGACUUCGCUCUAGUAACUGGUCUAAACUGUGAAGAACCUCCUGCCUCCUCUAUGCGUGAGCAAGAGAAAGUUGUUGUUAGAGCCAAAGGAAAUGCGAAAGGAAAAGGGACAACAUCAAAAUCGUCCAUAUGGGAAGCUUUGUUUGGUGGAGAAGACAAACCCACCCCUAACUGGAUAAUGGAUAGGCUCAUAUUGGGAAAAAAAUACAAGGACUCCGUGACGCGUUUGCGUUUAGCAUUGCUGGUUCUUGUUGAGGGAAUUUUGUGUCCAACGUGCGGGUCAACGAAGAUUCGUCCAAAAGUUGUGAACAGGCUGGGUAAUAUAGAUGAGUUUCUCAAAUAUCCGUGGGGCCGAGAAUCGUUUUUACUCACCGUCAACAGUGCAAAACCACGGUCACCGCUUCAGUAUGUGCAAGACACCAUUGCGAUUCAGGGGUUUGUACACGCAAUGGUUCUUGUGACCUUAACGGCCUGUCCUGCGAUAUUUGUCAAGGCAAAGGAUGGGGCGCCAAUUCCUGAUGAUAAUAGAGGAUCGAAAGAAAUUUUGGAGAGUUUGGUCUCUAGAAAAUUGGCUGUUAAUGUUCCUUGGGCGAAGACUGUUGACCAAAAGGGCCAGGUAUGCCUUUUGUUACUAUCGAGUAGUGGGAAUGAAAUAUGUUAUCCACAGUAGUAGUCUGAUUUCGAUUGAAUUGUGGUGAGGAUUGUUGUUAUUGUUUGACAGUACUUAUAUAGUAUGGUUCACUCCCACCAAGUAGAAUAGAACAACCACAGUUUAUGGAUCACUUGUUAGUGAUAAAUAGUAUAGUUCUUACACAUCUGGUUUGGGUUUACUAUUUUCAUUUUAGGGUUUAGUUUUCCAGAUUUGGUUUGGGUCUAUUAUUUGGUUUAUGUUGUUUGUGUAGUACAGUAGUAGUCUGAUUUCGAUUGAAUUGUGUUGAGGAUUGUUGUUAUUGUUUGACAGUACUUAUAUAGUAUGGUUCACUCUCACCAAGUAGAAUAGAACAACCACAGUUUAUGGAUCACUUGUUAGUGAUAAAUAGUAUAGUUCUUACACAUCCGGUUUGGGUUUACUAUUUUCAUUUUAGGGUUUAGUUUUCCAGAUUAUCUAUACCGGUUAGGGUUUACUAUCUGCAGCUCCACCAGCUUCAUCUGAGUGUGUAGGCGAAUGUACUCCUCACGUGUGCACCCUAUGUCGGGUUCAAAGAUCCAACGUCUGUCUGCGUCACGGAUCCAUGUCCCAAGUACAAGUAAAACCAUAUCUUGUCCAUCCAUCUGAAAAUAGAGAAAAGCUUAUAGAAUUACUAUAUGAGUGGUACAAAGACUAUUCCAUUAUGUGGACCACUAGUUAUACUGAUGGAUGAUGUUAUAAGCAUAUACAUUGUCCAACAUUUAUUAUCAUAUGAUUACAGAACUAUUACCUGAUCGAUGCGGUUAAGCAUUAACUUCUUCUCUGUGUUCACCUUCUUCAGUCAAGCAUUAACUUCUUCUUUGUGUUUAUCUUCUUCAGUGUCUUUUGUUACAGAGAUAGAUUAACAGGUUGGAGUAAAUAGAAUACACAUAUAUUGAGAACAUCACCACUUAUUAUCCACACGUUUUUACUGAUCACCGUGCCAACGUAUGCGGUAAAUACGUUGGUGACGUUGCCUUCUGGUGAUGAUGUGAUGGUAAAUAGUUUACAGGCCACUCAUUUCCAUACCAUCGAAUUUUAGCACGUGGUUAGGUGAAAAUGGAAUACUUGUAUCAACUAGUGUCCACAUGUUUUUACUGAAAACCGUAAUACUGUAUGCGAUUUUUACAACUGUAACGUAUCUUCUGUAAAAUAUCAGGUACACACGUAUAUACCAUUUCAAACACAGCGAAGAUUACUAUACCAUAUGAAACACAGCAGUCCUCUCCUUCGCUCGCGGUAACCGGGAACUUGUACUGCAAAGGGGCAAAACCGGGCCUUUAUUGGGCUAAUUGUCAUCGAUUUCAUUAUGUCAAAAUCAGCGGUAUAUUCUUCAUUCCCUUCUCUAUUUUGAAUAUACACCAAAAUCUCCCUUAAAAUAAUGUCUAUAAAUUUUAAAGAAGGAGAAAGUCGUGCUCAUGUCGGCAUUAAUCUGUGCAUAAGUUACUCUAACUCAACGUUUCUUUUUGCACCAUAAGACAAAGGUUUUGUUUUAUUAACUAGGAGUACUUUAUAUAUUGGUUCAAACAACUAGUUUCAGGUAAAAAUUUAUUGUACAUUUUCUAAACAAAAACAUAAUUAAAUAUCUACAUAACCACAAUUCAACCAAUUAACAUAAACAAUACUAUAAUAUAAAGAAUUAUAUAGUAUAAAACUUAAUAAAUUUUACAUUAAAAUUUGAAAACUUCAUCUACUAAAAAGUAAAAGUUUUUAUCGGUAAACAUGAGAUUCGCUUUUAUAAGUAAGCACCAUGCAUGGAUAGGAGCACAAAAGUUUUAACAUUCACGAACUUUCAUCAAACAGACCAUAUCUAAUUUCAACACAUGUGCCUCCUAAGACGUUUCUUGUGUAAGCUUUGUUAUACAUGUUUGGGUUGCAAAUAAAACUUUGUUAGAGUCUUUUCAAUUUAUAUAUCUAUAUUUUUAGUCUAUGAAUAUAAUGGCAUAGCUAUAUCUAUAUGUUUCUUAUUAUCGUGGAUGAAUAGAAAUAUAGAAUGGCAUAGCAACUUAUAGUGAAUUCUUAAGCUACUCCUGAAAUUAAUUUGCUCGUAAUCAUUAAACUGCUCAUGAUAUCUAAAUUGUUCUUAUGUUUGAGUUCAUGCACAAAGCUUAUAAACAGUGGUACUGGUAUAUUAUAGCUUUCCUGCCGGUAUAAUAUAUCUUUCUAUCAACAAUACAAAGAAUAUUUAAUGUACUUAAUUUUUUUAAUUUGGAUACAACAAUGAAAACAUGUACAAAUCUAACAUGUUAUGAUCUAUGUAGCAGUGAAUAUCUAUGAGACAAAAAAUAAAUCUACUUGGUUUCAGACUUGAUAGAACCCGAAGACACUUUUUUUUCUUUGCACAACCAAAAAAUAUAUUUUGAAGGUAUAGAAGAAGAUUAAAGAAUACGAGUCUGUAUCAAAAAUUAUAUCCAAAAUAUAAAAAUAUUCUUUAGAUAUGGAACUAAUUUUAAAAUAGUUCGAUUUUAUUUGACUGUUUUGAAAGUGAUAUAUUUUCAAGAUACACACACACAUAUAUAUAUAUAUUUCUAUGUAAACUACAUAUUUAUUUGGUUAAUUGAAAAUUUGAUAUGGGUGGAUUCAUUGUUGUUUUAAAUCUUAACUUAUAUCACAAAUUUUAUUUAUUUGAUACAUAUAGCAUAAUUAGCCCUAUGUAAUAAUACAAUACAGUAUAAGAUUUGGCGUUGGUUCUUUAACUUUUGAUAAUGCUUAAUUAUGGACUUGUAGCAGUAUGAAAUUUCAUAUUAGUAUUAUAAAAGAAAAAGAGAGAGUAGGUGAUGUUUCCAAUGAGGGGACGGAGAGUGGUAGGUUUAUUGGGAUUGGGAUUUACAGAAUAGGUUUCACCAUCUACCAAAUCUGACACUUACCACAAUUCUAGUACUAUUUUAAACAUUUGUUGGCCAUAUAUCUACCUAGCCAGCCAGCCAGCUUUCGCAUUCGCUCAUUUAUUCAGACGCAACCUUUUUUCUACUGGAUUUCAUAAAUGUUUAAAUUAUGUAUACUAUAAUAAAGAGUCACAUCAAUAGGGUCAGUUAGUGUGCGUUGUUAAAACAAGAAAGGCUUACGCGGAGUUGAGAAAAUUGGUCUUUUAUGUGGGAAGAAAGAAAGAAGAAAAACAAAGAUGAAGAGGACAAAAACAAGUGUUAUGUUAUGGUUUUAUUAGUUGCAAAUGACUUUGUCUUCUCUUUUAUGUGGUUGAGAGAUAUGGACCAAACAAGGUAGACCCAAUGUGACGGUUUUAUCUUUGGGACAAUGGUUACAUGGGCAUGGGUCCCUUUUGUACCAUCCUUUGUCUUCUCUAAUCUCGUUACUUCUUUCUUUAACAUAAAUUGUAUAUUCAUUCAUAUCCUUAAUGAGACACGUUUUGGAUGUAUUCACUCUUCAAAUGUGAAAUGUUUUUUUAAUUGUACUCUUUCCUUUUUAAUGUGAAAUGUUGUUCUUUCUCAGUUAGUUCACAUAAACAAAACAAAAGCUAAUUCUACAAAAGGGUGUACACAUGUUUUUGAAAUAUUUUGCAUAUCCAAAGAUAAUUGAAUAUGGCUUUCUUUGGUUUAUAAUUUGAUUUUAAGUGAUUAGAGUGGAUUUUAUUUUUUUUAGUGGAGCUCCGAAGAAGAAAACAAAGUGAUGCUCGUGACAUGGGGCUUCUACUGCCACAAGCCACAUGCGUCGGAUCUGCUAGCUAGGAGAAUAUCAUCAAGAUCAUAAGUGAAGUGAUGUCAUCAUAAAGAUCUUCAUGUUAAUGUGCAUGGCAGUCAUCGCAUAUAUUCUCAUAUCCAUCUGUCACCAGGUAAUUAAGUAUGGCUACGAAGUUGUUUGUCCACUGUAGAAAUAAAGAUGUAUCAUGUAUAUUUUUUCUUUCAUAUACGGUAUGUAACAGUUUGUGUCGAUGAUACUUUUGUCCUAACAGAAGUUGAAACAUACGAUACUUUUGUCCUAGCGGUCAAAGCCGAUUUUGGGUAUCAUUACAUCUUUGGCAUACUGGAACCUUUGUAGUAAACUGAGAAUUUCACAAUCCGAUUGACGUUACUAGAGUACAGAGAAAAUGUAACCAAAACCAAUUCAUGUUCAAACAGGCUUAAUUAAUUAUAGCACUAGGAGGCUAUGUAGUUUUUUUUAUGCAUUACUUAGUUUUCCCACAAAAUUUGAUCUGCAACUUGCAUUUGGACGAUCUCGGAACCAUUAGAAGAUCUUUGGUGAUUCCAAAACUCUUUCUUGUCGUUUAUUGCACAAGCAUUAACUUUGACAAGCUUUAGGCAUGAAAGUUUCUCUAGCUCUCUGAUUGUUCCUACAUUCUCAUUUAUCUUCAAGACUUCCACAAGACAUGACAAUAGACAAUAUAUAUAGUAUGAGGACAAACAUCCGCAAAGUCAUCGAAGGGAAAUGGACCUAGACCAGAAAAAAAAAACUCUAAAGAAAAAAAUUCUUUAUCAAAAAAAGAAGAAGAUUUUUGGGAAAAUUGCCAAAAGAGAACAAAAAAAUCAGGUUGUUGUCACUUUGGUAUAAAACCAAUUUUGUCCAUUUUUUCU
Molecule: messenger RNA, 5947 nt
Organism: Brassica rapa (field mustard)
Lineage: Eukaryota; Viridiplantae; Streptophyta; Magnoliopsida; Brassicales; Brassicaceae
Source: RefSeq, a predicted model, not a curated record